This is a messenger RNA of Priceomyces carsonii, 1341 nucleotides long. RefSeq lists its product as uncharacterized. Gene Ontology annotation, biological process: transmembrane transport. The coding region runs from base 1 to 1341 and encodes 446 amino acids. Gene Ontology annotation, cellular component: plasma membrane. NCBI's taxonomy places the organism in Eukaryota, Fungi, Ascomycota, Pichiomycetes, Serinales, Debaryomycetaceae. The transcript has a single exon. Gene Ontology annotation, molecular function: ATP hydrolysis activity; ATP binding; ABC-type xenobiotic transporter activity. The record is from RefSeq and is a predicted model, not a curated record.
AUGGUGGCUGGUAUCCAAACCAAAGCAGUAUUGACCAGAGUCAUGUUGAGAAAAUCAUACAAAUUGAGUGAACAGUCGAGAAUCAAGUUCCCAGUCUCCAAGAUAACAUUAAUUAUGGGAGCUGAUUUAUCCAGAGUUGAGUUUGGUUUUCAUUUUCAGCCCUUUUUGAUUGCAUCCCCUGUCCCAAUUGGGGUAUCGAUUGCUAUUUUGUUGGUCUAUAUUGGCUCGGCAUCCUUGGUCGGUCUUGCUGUGUUGGUUGCAUUUUUCAUUUUCAUGGGAGUGAUUGCCGUUUCUCUCUUCACCUUGAGGAAGCAAGCUAAUUUAUUCACAGAUUCAAGGGUCGACACAAUCAAGGAGGUGCUAAUUAAUUUGAAGAUCAUUAAAUUUUUCUCCUGGGAGCCUCCUUAUCUUGACUAUAUAUCCCAUGCAAGAAGAAAAGAAAUGAACGUUGUAUACAAAAUGCAGAUCAUUAUACACGUACUCUUUUCUUUAGCUAUGAAUACGACAUUGUUCACUUCAAUGGCGUCCUUUUUAGUGUGGUACGCUGUCGGGGGUAGUAGGGAUCCGUCAAAAAUCUUUGCUUCGCUUUCAUUAUUCAAUAUUUUGAGCCAGGAGCUCAAUAUUGUUCCUAUUGCUGUUGCAGCUGGAUCUGACACAUUUUUAGGUUUAUCUAGAGUAGGGGAAUUCUUAGCAGCCAGAGAAGAAGAUUCCAAAUUUCCUGAUGACGACGAGUCAGAUAAUCUGGAGACAAUAGAAAAGCAGAGCUUAGCUCUUGUAAUGAGACUUGCCUAUUUUGAGUGGGAUGCUGUGAAUCGCAAUGACAUCGAAGAAGCAAAAGUUGAUGAAGGAGAAAUUAAAAACAAUAAGAAAGACAAAAUGAAUGAAAAGAGGAUCCAGAAAUGCCCCCCUAAUGAUAUAAAGCAGGAAGAAGUUCAAAUCUCUGAUGAAAAUGUUUUGAACAAAGUGAUGACGAAUUUCAAAACAAAGGAGACAAUACAGUCCCCCGGUAACUGGUCAUCGGAUAAUACUUCUUCCGAAGGAAACACCUUUGAAGGAUUGAAGAAUCUAAAUCUAGAUAUCAAGAAAGGCGAGUUUGUUGUCAUUACGGGGCUGAUCGGUUCAGGAAAGUCAUCUCUUUCGAGCGCAAUGGCAGGCUUUAUGAAACGAAUUGAUGGAAAGCUCAUUAUAAAUGGAUCGCUUUUAUUCAGCGGUACCCCUUGGAUCCAGAGCACGACGGUAAAGGAGAACAUUCUAUUUGGCUCCGAGUAUGACAAAGAAUUUUACAAAAACGUUGUAUGUAGGGACUACUUUAUUGAAGAAAGGUUCUCUGAAAUCAUAUGA